Quercus lobata is the source of this 1152-nucleotide messenger RNA. Its product is annotated as 3-oxoacyl-acyl-carrier synthase-like protein (Protein of unknown function DUF455). NCBI's taxonomy places the organism in Eukaryota, Viridiplantae, Streptophyta, Magnoliopsida, Fagales, Fagaceae. The transcript has 4 exons. The record is from RefSeq and is a predicted model, not a curated record. The coding region runs from base 56 to 982 and encodes 308 amino acids.
UUUUUGGAAUCUAUUACUAGAGAAGGAAAAAAGAGAGCAAACAGAAAAGCAAAACAUGAGCCCACAGCAGCAAGAUGGUGAGGAGACCUUAGUGGAAGCAGCAUUACGAGUGCUGAAAACAGGCGACCCAUACGAGAAGGCUCGACUCGGUGACUCUGUGGCAUCCCAAUGGCUACAAGGGACAAUCACUCAGCCCUACGACCCUUCCCUUGACCUGCCCGUGCCAGACCGCCCCGCCAGGCUCGCCAACGUUAAGCUGGUGUCGCCGAGUCUAAUGCCGAAACUGGGAAAAGCAGGUAGCUUGCAGAGUAGACAGGCAAUUGUGCAUAGCCUGGUGCACACUGAGAGCUGGGCUAUUGACUUGUCUUGGGAUAUAAUUGCACGUUUUGGUAAGCAAGAGGCAAUGCCAAGGGAGUUCUUCACUGAUUUUGUCAAGGUGGCUCAAGAUGAGGGCCGGCACUUCACUCUCCUUGCAGCACGGCUAGAGGAGAUAGGUUCUUCUUAUGGAGCAUUACCAGCUCGUGAUGGCCUUUGGGACUCCGCCAUUGCUACUUCAAAUGAUCUCCUUGCACGUCUUGCAGUUGAGCAUUGUGUCCAUGAGGCCAGAGGACUUGAUGUGCUGCCCACAACCAUUUCUCGUUUUCGCAAUGGAGGUGAUAAUGAGACAGCAGAAUUACUGGAGAGAGUGGUUUACCCAGAGGAGAUUACGCAUUGUGCUGCAGGGGUUAAAUGGUUCAAAUAUAUUUGCCUGAGGUCUAGUAAUCCUGCUCAGGAUCAGGACAGCUUGACACCUCAAGGUGGGGCAGGAGAAAAUGGAACAAUGGAGGUUGAAAAUGAAGUAAUUCAGAAGUUUCACUCAAUAGUGAGAACACACUUUAGGGGACCAUUGAAACCACCUUUUAACGAGGAGGCAAGGAAAGCGGCUGGGUUUGGUCCUAGAUGGUAUGAACCACUUGCUGUCAAAGAGGCCACUCCUGAAUGAUGACAGUAUUUUAUAUAGCAAGAAUACUCUGAUAAUUUUUGGUUGGGAAUUGAUAAUUUUUCCCCCCUUAUUUAAAAUGAGCCAGCUUAACUUUGGAUCAUAGAAAUCUUAAGAACUAGUAUUUCAAGUGGCAUAUCUCUUCAUCUGUUUUUGCAUCAUGGAACUUCUAA